AUGGAGGAACUUCUAGCCUACAAAAGUCAGAUCAGACUGGUUGGGUCUGGGGCAACUCGCUGCUCUGGAAGAGUUGAAGUCUACCACAAUGGAUCCUGGGGAACAGUGUGUGACGAUGAAUGGGAUAUAAAUGAUGCAAUUGUGGUCUGCAGACAGUUGUCCUGUGGGACAGUUCUUCAAGCUCCUGGAUCAGCUCAUUUUGGUCAAGGAUCAGGCCCAAUCUGGUUGGAUGAUGUAGCAUGUUCAGGAAAUGAAAGCUCAUUAACUCAGUGUGGUCACGGAGGUUAUGGAACACAUAACUGUGAUCAUAGCGAAGAUGCUGGUGUCAUCUGUUCAGAUCAGAUCAGGCUGGUUGGGUCUGGAUCGACUCGCUGCUCUGGAAGAGUUGAAGUCCAACACAAAGGAUCCUGGGGAACAGUCUGUGAUAAUGACUGGGAUCUAAAUGAUGCAAAAGUGGUCUGCAGACAGUUGUCCUGUGGGACAGCUCUUCAAGCUCCUGGAUCAGCUCAUUUUGGUCAAGGAUCAGACCCCAUCUGGCUGGAUGAUGUAGCGUGUUCAGGCAGUGAAAGCUCAUUAACUCAGUGUGGUCACAGAGGUUAUGGAACACAUAACUGUAAUCACGGUGAAGAUGCUGGUGUCAUCUGUUCAGGUCAGAUCAGGCUGGUUGGGUCUGGAUUGCCCCGCUGCUCUGGAAUAGUUGAAGUUUACGACAAUGGAGUCUGGGGAACAGUCUGUGAUGAUGACUGGGAUCUAAAUGAUGCAAUUGUGGUCUGCAGACAGUUGUCCUGUGGGACAGCUCUUCAAGCUCCUAGAUCAGCUCAUUUUGGUCAAGGAUCAGACCCAAUCUGGCUGGAUGAUGUAGCAUGUUCAGGCAAUGAAAGCUCAUUAACUCAGUGUGGUCACAGAGGUUAUGGAACACAUAACUGUAAUCACGGUGAAGAUGCUGGUGUCAUCUGUUCAGUUUGUGAUGCUGUCAUCUUCUACUGA
Molecule: messenger RNA, 987 nt
Organism: Oryzias latipes (Japanese medaka)
Lineage: Eukaryota; Metazoa; Chordata; Actinopteri; Beloniformes; Adrianichthyidae
Source: RefSeq, a predicted model, not a curated record